UGGAUAUAUUCUGGUAUAUAAUUUACACAAGUGUCAACCCGGGAUAUACGCGCCUCCUCGCAUCAAGAUACCUUCCAGGAUGUUACACAUGUUUUAUUUGCGAUCAAAUUUCAGCUGUCUUGGCAAAAGUGUGCAGACAUCACAGUUUAAAUAGUCCUCCAGACUGCAACAUCGCCGCCCCUCCAUUUGAGCGCAGGCACUACUACUCGCCUCCACCACCAAGUGUGUACAAAAUAAGAGGAUUACAUGGAAGGAUAAAUAUUUACAGUAUACACUUGUGUAGACUGCUUAAUCAUUCAGGAACAGUGUAGUGUGACACAAUGAAGAAAACAUUGUCUCCAAUACCUGAUGAAGGGAAUGGUGCCAGUGGUAGCAGUGGUGUCGAGGCAACUGUUUCUUUACACACGGCCAAGGAAAAUUUGCAAAACACUUUUCAAACGCAUCAAUUGCAUAAAGAGAAACUAGGAAGCCUUGAAGAAGAAAUAGCAAAGCUACAGAAGUUCAGAAAAGAUUAUGAACAUCUUUUGAAGAAGCUUCAAACUCUUCCAGAUAAAGCUUCUCAUGAGGUGAUGGUUCCAUUCGGUUCCAUGGCAUUCAUGCCAGGGCGUCUCAUUCACACUAAUGAAAUUUUAGUGCUCUUAGGCGACAACUGGUUCGCCGACCGCAGUGCUAAACAAGCAUCCGACAUUGUCCGCCGCAGACUGAAAGACUGCGACGAGAAGAUCAAAACUGCGGAGAGUGCCAGGAAAGUCCAUAGCAAUAUUUUGAAGCAGAUCGAGGAGGUGCUGGGUGGGGAGGCUGGCGAGCAGGUGGAGAUAAUAGAGGAACUCACAGAGGAACAGUUUAUCAAGAGUCAAGAAGAACACAGAAAGAAAGUCGCUAGUUUCUUCAGCAAGCAAAAGGAAAGUGCAUCUGAUGCUGAGGCUGGCAGCAGUAGCAGCAGCACUUUGUCGUAUCCUGAAUACAUGGACAGGCUUUCGCAAGAACACAGGCUAUCUUACGAAGAUAUUAUGAAGCGAUUAGACCAACUUGAGCUAGAGGAGGAGGAAGAGGAAGAGGAGGAGGAAGAGGAGGGGGAGGGAGAAGCUGGAAGUGAAGACACUGAAGAGUGUGAGGAAGAUGAUGAGAAGGAAGUGAAGUUUGAUAAUGAGAUUAGUGAUGAAGAAAGAACUAUGGGUAGUGAGGGUGAGAUGGAUGAGAGUAGUAGAGCAAAGAGAGCCAAACUUAAGAGACGGGUAUCUUGGGCGGACGAUGUGCGCACCCUCUUCACCGUAAUCCCAGAUGACGACAGUGAAGACAUCUGCCGCAUUAAAUACUCCAGCAAGCCGCUGUCCCUUCCUCUGGCAGAACUGUCAAUGGAAGGGCUCGAUAGAACUGAUGGUACGGCCGAAAAUAUUCAGAGUCCUUCUGAUAUUUAUAAAGUCUUUGCUCAAGGGGCAUCUGCACCAGAGCCGCAGCCUCGAGGAAUACUUAAAAAAUCUGCAUCACUUCCCAUACAAGAUGUGAGUGAUGGGUGGUGCUGUCCCCCCAAACCUCUGGAUAUUGAUGCAGAAACUCCGGAAGACCUGCCCCCACCACCUCCAUCACCCCCUCCCAAGAGAAUGCAGUCGCUCAAACCUGCAUUUUCAUACAGAGUCACGGAACGAAAGUUUGGCGACACCGAUGCUCAGGAGGCAGAGUCGACCACAAAGAAAGAAGUUCAACCAAAGAAGGUGUCAAAGUUCAAAGCAUCAAGAUCGAAGAAAUAAGUUUUACCAUUUCCCUGACAAUAGGUGUUUAAUUUAAUAACCAAAUAAAGAUAAGGAUAUAUACAUAGAGAGAGAGACGGUUCAUGUUUGUCUCUUUACCAUUUUCACUCAUUUUGAAGUUUCAGAUUCAUAUUGAUUAGCAUAAAUUUACCAGCAGGGUAUUAAUAUUAUAGGCCAUAUAAUGCAUGGAGUGCAGGUCUACCUAAUAUAGUGAAGUAUUAACUAAACUCAUUGCAGCCUAUUUCUGCAACUAUUACCAGUAAGCUCUUAUAAUGCUAUUCUAUAUAGUGUAGUUUUUUACCCAAAACAGUUGAAAAAAUACAUUCAAAAUUAAGCAGUACAGGAGGGCUCCACUUACACAGCAGGUUAGGUUCUGGGCUACUGCUGUAUAGGAGGGUCCCACUUACACAGCAGGUUAGGUUCCAGGCUACUGCUGUACAGGAGGGCCCCGUUUACACACAGGUUAGGUUCCAGGUUACUGCUGUACAGGAGGGCCUCACUUAUACAGCAGGUUAGGUUUCAGGUUACUGCUGUACAGGAGGGCCCCGCUUAUAGAGCAGGUUAGGUUCCAGGUUACCUCUGUACAGGAGAGCCCUGCUUAAACAGCAGGCUAGGUUCCAGGCUACUGCUGUACAGGAGGGCCCUGCUUAUAGAGCAGGUUAGGUUCCAGGUUACUGCUGUACAGGAGGGCCCCACUUAUACAGCAAGUUAGGUUCCAGGCUACUGCUGUACAGGAGGGCCCCGUUUACACACAAGUUAGGUUCCAGGCUACUGCUGUACAGGAGGGCCCCGUUUACACACAAGUUAGGUUCCAGGCUACUGCUGUACAGGAGGGCCCUGUUUACACACAGGUUAGGUUCCAGGUUACUGCUGUACAGGAGGGCCCCGCUUAUACAGCAGGUUAGAUUCCAGGUUACUGCUGUAAAGUGAGACAUUUUUUUUUAACUUUCAAAUGCAUGUAAAAGCCUGAUAAGAUGUUUACACUAUCAUAUAUUAAGUGAAUAAUAGAGCUAGGCCUAAAAAAUUCAUAUACAGUACACACAUUACUUACCUUUUAAAUAUUUUCAGCCUUAGCGUAUAGUGAGUGGUGAAUAUAUUUAUUGUAGGAAGUCUGAAUAAAUGAAGAAUGGCUAUAACCGAAAAACCAUAAAACGAAAUUGGUGCCCGACUGUACGUGCUAUGGAGGUUUUUUUAUGGGAUAUCUAAUUUUGAAUUCAAUUUUUCAGUCGGUUACAAAAAAUCAUUCUGUAUAGAGGAGCUUUGUAAGAAAGCUGUCGUCAUAUGCAAACUGUUCUAAUAUUAACUUGUAAAUUAUUACAUUCCCCAUCUUGCAACUGUAAGGUGACUACAUCCCAGGUGAGGCGUUAAUGUUGUCGAGCACCUUGACGGAAUGGUGUAACCACCUACCCCUAGACCCGGCACAGUUGUUAGUACCCUACCAUGCCAUCCUUGCUUGCUCCUAGGGUGACAUUGUCUUCUCAUAAGCUGUGAAGGCAUACAUGUAUCCCUGUUGUGUAAAAACAGUUGAACCACUUAAUCCGACCAUGGAAUGGGCAGGGUUUGAACUGGCAUGGAGAUUUACCACUCUCGCCGUGGGUUCGAACCCCACCCAUUAUGUGGUUCAUGUACAAUCGUGCUAUUACAACCACUUAAUCGUUUUGCCAAUUUAUCAUCCUGUCAAUACAUAUCAUACACAUUA
Cherax quadricarinatus is the source of this 3447-nucleotide messenger RNA. RefSeq names its product RNA polymerase II subunit 5-mediating protein homolog. NCBI's taxonomy places the organism in Eukaryota, Metazoa, Arthropoda, Malacostraca, Decapoda, Parastacidae. Gene Ontology annotation, biological process: negative regulation of phosphatase activity; negative regulation of transcription by RNA polymerase II. The record is from RefSeq and is a predicted model, not a curated record. Gene Ontology annotation, molecular function: phosphatase inhibitor activity; transcription corepressor activity; chromatin binding.